CAUAAGUUCACGAAGGUCGGAUUUCUGUUUGUGAAUAUACUCAUUUUCGUCAAAGAAGCAUCUUCCUCGUACAGUGGCGUUGAGAUCAUUAUCAUCCACAUCUACAUCCCCAGCGCUCUCAUUAUCAACCUCUUGAUCCUACCCCAAGUCCCGGACCUCAAUCUUCCCCGAAUCGAUCGACCCACCAAAAAAGAACCCAAAAGCCAAUUUCUCAUGGUCCAACUGCAAGUGAUUUUCUUAGGGUAGUAGGAAUUUAGGGUAGUAUAUUUAGGUAUCCGAGCGCAGCAAUGGUGUGGAUCCUCAUGAUUGGCUUGGCUUCGAGCUUCGCGCGUGUGUGAGGCUGAAGGAGAUACCCGAGAUGCUGCGCAGCACUACCGGUCUUACGCUGAGAAUUCAGAUCGACCAGCUUCGCAUCGCUCAGCCAGAUGAAUCAUUCGAGAGAACAGCUGAAUACAGAUGCGACGCAAGAUGCGCAAGAUGAUGCGCAGGAUUCGCAGGAGCAAACGUGUUGCGAUUUCGUGCUAAUGCCUUCUGCACUUGAUCUUGCUGGGACGAGCUCGUGAGGGGGCUGAAGGGUAGUCAAGAUCCUUGUUCGUUCCGUCUUGUAAGUUCGUGUGAUAUAGAGAUGCAUGGGUCUGUCUGUUGGAUCGCCUUUAUCUUCCAACCAGAUGCUUUUGGCCUUUCGUACGAUGUAGGGCGUGCAACAGAUACGAAGGGAAAACUUCCAGAAGGAAUUGACCAGAGGACCUGCGAGAACGACGACGACAUGUUUUGCAAAAGAAAUGAGUGCGCUAAGGUGCAGAAAAACUACAGGGCAGCUACAGAGGAC
Messenger RNA from Amoebophrya sp. A25, 829 nucleotides. The record is from the annotation of a GenBank genome assembly. NCBI's taxonomy places the organism in Eukaryota, Dinophyceae, Syndiniales, Amoebophryaceae.